Molecule: messenger RNA, 3185 nt
Organism: Drosophila elegans
Lineage: Eukaryota; Metazoa; Arthropoda; Insecta; Diptera; Drosophilidae
Gene: Not3
Product: CCR4-NOT transcription complex subunit 3
Exons: 11
Coding region: 535-3096 (853 amino acids)
Biological process (GO): nuclear-transcribed mRNA poly(A) tail shortening; regulation of DNA-templated transcription
Cellular component (GO): CCR4-NOT core complex; nucleus; P-body
Source: RefSeq, a predicted model, not a curated record
UUCCAAGAUGGCGGAAUGUGCGGAGAAGAAGAGAACAAAAAGCAAGCGAAAAGUUUUUAAGCGUUUAUUAAAAAGUAUUAAUGCAUAAUUCUAUGUAUUUGAUAAUGCCCAGGACACAUUCAACGGCAAAGUAAUCAAUAUACAAAAAACUAGAGGACUGCUGCCACGUUGUGCGCCUUCCCUUUGCAGCAAAGCCCACAAACCGACAGCCAAAAAAUCGAAAUCUUGUAAAGAAAGGCGAAAGGAUACUGAUUAUAUUAGUCCUGUCAUUUUUGGUUGGUAUUCCAUUUAAUGUUGCGGGGUACCUGAGGUGUACCGUAUUCUGCGCGCCUCUUCAACAGUUAAACAGAAAAAAUCUACUUAUUUCUCCACCACGCCGUAAGGGUUGUGUGACCCACUUGAACGCACCUGGCUGACUCCCCAAAGCACCUUCAAGGCUUCUGACAGGGUGUUAAAGUCAAACUACCGCCCCAGAUCGCAGCAGACUAUGUCUGACUUUUUGCGUCACCAAAAUCCACAAGAGCACACAUAGCCAUGGCAGCGACGAGAAAACUACAAGGCGAAAUUGAUCGAUGUUUAAAAAAGGUAGCCGAAGGCGUUGAAACGUUUGAGGAUAUUUGGAAAAAAGUUCACAAUGCGACAAACACCAACCAAAAGCAAAAACACCUGCAGGAGAAGUAUGAGGCAGAUCUUAAAAAAGAAAUUAAAAAGCUUCAGCGAUUACGCGACCAGAUUAAAUCAUGGAUUGCAUCCGCCGAGAUAAAGGAUAAAAGCGCGCUGCUCGAGAAUCGAAGGCUCAUUGAAACUCAAAUGGAACGUUUUAAGGUGGUUGAACGCGAAACGAAAACAAAGGCUUACUCGAAGGAAGGUUUGGGCGCUGCACAAAAGAUGGAUCCCGCCCAGCGGAUCAAAGAUGAUGCGCGCAAUUGGUUAACCAGCUCAAUAAGUUCACUCCAAAUACAGAUUGACCAGUAUGAGAGUGAGAUCGAAUCGCUGCUGGCAGGUAAAAAGAAACGAUUGGAUAGAGACAAACAAGAGCGAAUGGAUGACCUACGAGGGAAGCUGGACCGGCAUAAGUUCCAUAUAUCAAAACUGGAAACCCUGCUUAGGCUGCUCGACAACGACGGAGUCGAAGCAGAGCAGGUAAACAAGAUCAAAGAUGAUGUUGAAUACUACAUUGAUUCGUCGCAAGAGCCAGACUUUGAAGAAAAUGAAUUCAUCUACGACGACAUUAUCGGACUCGACGAAGUGGAGCUAAGCGGCACUGCCACGACGGACAGUAACAACAGCAACGAGACAAGCGGGUCCCCAAGCAGCGUCACUUCCGGCGGCAGUCCGUCACAGUCGCCCGUCACUGUGCAACAGAUUUUAAACACCUCGACGCAGGCGUUGACCAGUAGCGGCAGCAGCGCAGCCAGCGCUACACUGUUCCAGCAGCAGCAACAGGCACUGGCACAGUCGAAUGGCAACAAUAUAGGGUAUGCGAGCGACACAAGCGCAGCUUCAUCAUCGGCCACCACAUCUACAGAUCCAACGGGCAGCACAGCUGUCAUUAGCUGCGGAGCAGGUGGUGUUGGUGAUAAACGCAACAAGAACAGCGAAAGCAAUGCCAUCAGCAAAUUAAAACCACAACCUCAGCAGCUUAUUAAGCCCACACCUCUGCGACCGACGGCCAAGCUGCCUUUGAGUAGUGACGCUUCAGUCAAUAAGAUUGUCAGCUCAACUCCCAGUAAAAAUCAUCUGCACAUACCCUCAGCGUCUUCAAUCGUCGCGACACCAAGCUUGUCGCAGAACAAUAGCACUGGAAACGGAAGUGGCAACUCCACAACGGGAACGGGAGCGGCACAAUCGGCAUCUAGUAGUCACAAUCCUGCGGUACAGCCUCACGCUCCAACGCCUGGCCUCAGCGCGGCUACGUCAGCUGUAUUGAAUUCCUCUCCGAUCGCGAGCAGUGUCACCGUUCAAGGCCCAUCUGUGAUUCAAGCAACACCAACAAUUGCAUUUGCUGCAGUGGCAAAACAUAGUUCAUCACUCCUGGAAAAUGGUCCUGCAUUGCCGCUACAACAAGCGUUAGCUCCCACGGUGGCAUCUAUUGUAGGAGCAGGCGCCCAGGCGCAGCAGCAACAGGCGACACACUUAUCCAAUCUUCAAACUAAUUCCUCGCUUGUACUAAAUGGGCUGCCUGUCUCGGACAGUACUUCUGACAACGGCAGCAGUUUCGUCGACACGAUUUCCCUAAAAACUAUGGCACAGGAAGCCAUUGAUCGAUCCGCGAUCGAUACUAAUUUACAAAAUAAGCAGCAAACAAUCAACGUUGACACAAGACAGCAGCAAUCACUCCUCCAACAGAGUUUUAUAUCGGAAACCACUGCCAAUCAACAGCAGCAGCAAGUGACAUCGCAGCAUCAACAACAGCAGCUUCAGAAUACUACUGUUGCUGCGGCUGCGAUCGGUUCGAUUGCGGCUCCGGCGAAUGCCGCAGUAACCAGUAACGGUCCCUCAACCGGAAGUGGUCUUUUGAAUCUUCCGAACGCUGCAGGUCAGCCAAACAGCGGCAAUGCCAAAGUGCACUCGUGCCAACACCAGCAAAUGCCCACAACGGAAGCACACAUUCCAACGCUGCUUGGAGUGACGCCCUUAGGGCCAACACCACUCCAGAAGGAGCAUCAAAUGCAGUUUCAGAUGAUGGAGGCCGCCUAUUAUCACCUGCCACAACCCAUGGAUACGGAGAAGCUUCAAACAUACUUUCAUAGAGCACCAGUUCCCACGCCAGCACAUUAUCCACAGGCACAGCUGCCAAUAUAUGAUACCGUUGAAUUCUAUCAACGACUCUCAACGGAGACGCUGUUUUUUGUGUUCUAUUACAUGGAGGGAUCCAAAGCCCAAUAUCUUGCAGCCAAGGCCCUGAAAAAGCAAAGCUGGCGUUUUCACACCAAGUACAUGAUGUGGUUUCAAAGACACGAGGAACCCAAAAUUAUCAACGAUGAUUACGAACAGGGUACGUACAUCUAUUUUGACUAUGAAAAGUGGAGUCAACGAAAAAAGGAGGGAUUUACCUUUGAAUACAAGUACUUAGAGGACAAGGAGCUGAAUUGAAAAUGUUGCAAUGUGUGUUGCUUCGUCUGUCUAUAAGAAAGUCAAACCAUUGAAACAAUAAAAUAAAUCAAUACCAUUUUCAUUCAAAA